AUGGUGUCGCCAACUCCAAUGGAGGAUGCGAUCAGGGAGAAGAUCACUGCGGCUCUUCAGCCCACCACGCUCGAGAUUCACAACGACUCGCACCUUCACGCGCACCACGCGCCGAUGCAAGGUGUGACGUCCAAGGAGACACACUUUAGGCUCAUCAUCACCUCCGAAGCUUUCAGGUCCAAGAUGCAGCCAGCGAGGCACCGUCUCGUCUACUCCCUGCUCAAGGACGAGAUGGCGCAAGAAGGCGGGAUUCAUGCUCUCCAGUUGCGGACAAUGACGCCGGAAGAGGAGGCGACUCGGCGUGCCCAGGAAGCCGGGAGUGAAUGA
Molecule: messenger RNA, 327 nt
Organism: Chaetomium strumarium
Lineage: Eukaryota; Fungi; Ascomycota; Sordariomycetes; Sordariales; Chaetomiaceae
Product: bola-like protein-domain-containing protein
Exons: 2
Coding region: 1-327 (108 amino acids)
Biological process (GO): [4Fe-4S] cluster assembly
Cellular component (GO): mitochondrial matrix
Source: RefSeq, a predicted model, not a curated record